Daucus carota subsp. sativus is the source of this 1058-nucleotide messenger RNA. Its product is annotated as senescence-specific cysteine protease SAG12-like. Gene Ontology annotation, molecular function: cysteine-type endopeptidase activity. The record is from RefSeq and is a predicted model, not a curated record. The coding region runs from base 52 to 981 and encodes 309 amino acids. The transcript is spliced from 2 exons. Gene Ontology annotation, cellular component: lysosome. NCBI's taxonomy places the organism in Eukaryota, Viridiplantae, Streptophyta, Magnoliopsida, Apiales, Apiaceae.
CCCUAUCUAGUUUCUUCAUCACAAAUAUUUUCUGAAGGAUACAUAAGAAAUAUGCAUGAACAGUGGAUAUCUCAACACGGCCGUGUUUACAAAGAUGCAGCUGAGAAGAAAAUGAGGUUCAGAAUUUUCAAGAAAAAUGUGCAACUAAUAGAGGCUUUCAACAGAGGCGAGGAUAAAGGAUUUAAAUUAGCUGUUAAUCAUUUUGCUGAUAUAACAGAUGAUGAGUUCCGAAAACUACAUACUGGUUUUAAUGACAGCCUGAAACCAUCCUCCUCUGCCAAUUCUACACCUGAGGGCACAUUUUUUAAAUAUGCGGACAUCAAAGACGUUCCAUCUAGCAUUGACUGGCGAGAUAAAGGUGCAGUCACACCGAUAAAAGUACAAGGACAAUGCGGUAACUGCUAUGCAUUUUCAGCCGUUGCAGCUGUUGAAGGCAUUACUCAAAUCACGCAAGGAGACCUCAUAUCUUUAUCUGAGCAGCAGAUCGUAGACUGUGACAAAGACGACUAUGGGUGUAAUUACGGAGAUAUGAGAAAUGUUUUUAAUUACAUAAUACGAAACAAUGGUAUCACCACAGAAUAUUCUUAUCCUUAUACAGGCUCACAAGGUCCGUGCCAAUAUAACUCCACAAAUAAUCCAGCUGCUAAAAUAAAUGGAUUUCAAUUUGUACCCCGAAACAGUGAAGCUGAUUUGUUAAAGGCAGUGGCGAAUCAACCAGUUUCAGUGGGUAUUCAUUCUACCGAUUAUCAAUUCAAAUUCUAUUCUGGUGGUAUUUUAAAUUUUGAUUGUGGCACGGAAUUGGACCAUGCUGUCACAAUUGUUGGCUAUGGAACUAAUAGUGAUGGAAUCAAGUACUGGAUUGUCAAGAACUCAUGGAACCCCGCGUGGGGAGAUGCUGGAUUUGCCUACUUAAUACGAGAUUAUAAGAAUCCUCAAGGCAUUUGUGGCAUUGCUAUUUAUGCAACAUAUCCUACCAUUUGAAACAAAUUCUAAAUAGUGAGUUAUACGAAUUUUACUCUUUAUGAACAACAAAAUUCUUGUCUAUUUUGAUUGUGGAA